Pogonomyrmex barbatus (red harvester ant) is the source of this 3897-nucleotide messenger RNA. RefSeq names its product follistatin-like 5 (gene Fstl5). Gene Ontology annotation, biological process: homophilic cell-cell adhesion. Lineage: Eukaryota; Metazoa; Arthropoda; Insecta; Hymenoptera; Formicidae. Gene Ontology annotation, cellular component: plasma membrane. Gene Ontology annotation, molecular function: protein binding; calcium ion binding. The record is from RefSeq and is a predicted model, not a curated record.
UUCAGUACACCCUAAACCAUCGUCGCGGUUAGAGGAUCUCUUCCAUCUCCAUACCCGCACACGUGCAUGUAGACACACGCAGGCACGAACCGUACGCAUAUUAUACGCACCUAUACAUACCUUUUUUAAUCAUAUUCCCGCGUCACGUACGAAGUCACAGUCUCGCUCGAAUCCAGCCGAUUGAGUAUUUUUGCCCUUCGCGAGGUGCGCUUCGACAUCACCACCACCGGCGUGGACCCUAAAAUCCAGGCUGCGUGCACGUAAUCCAGCACAGUGUCGUGGGACGAAAGUGGCGGGUGGUGUGUUUACUGCGGUGGCGGCGAGGGUAUUAUCCUGACGAAACUAAAACUAGUCAGGUCAGUAACACGGGAUGCGACUAAAGCCCUGCCUCGCAACCUUCUAUCUCCUAUUGCUUUCGAUCGUCUCGACCUAUAUUACCCCUGCAUUCGGUUCUGAUAUACUUCGUUACAAGCGCUCGAAACAUCGUUAUUUUACGGUUGACAGCGACAAUGGUGUGUCGCCGAGCAUCGGGAGUCCUCCGUCCACCACACCGACCUCGAUGGAUGAUGGAUCCACAGAUUCGGAGAAGCGACACAUCCACAAGAACGGUGAUCCGUGCCUGGUGAAGUAUUGCGGCGCGGGAAGAGAGUGCCAAGUCUCCACGGACGACGGGGAGAUCGUCGCCACGUGCGUCUGCGUUCGUAGAUGCGCGCGGAGACAUCGACCGGUCUGUGCGAGCAAUGGCAGGGUGUAUGUCAAUCACUGUGAGAUGCAUCGCGCGGCCUGCAAUGCCGACACGCCAUUAACCACGCGAAGGCUCUCCAGAUGCCUGAGCAAUGGUAAUUACAGCGCGCAGGCACGGAAAGAUUUCUUCGCGUAUCAUGCCUCGUCUAAAAACAAGAACAUCCUGAACGCUAAGUCUAAGAAUAAGAUGAAGCAUCAUUCGGGGAGCAAAUCGAUCUUGCGAAAGAACGGUUACGGUAUCGAGGAGUGUUCGGCGCAGGAAUACGAGAUCAUGAAAGACAACUUGCUUCUGUACAGCCAUGCCAGAUUAAUGGCUGAGGAUAAUCACAGUAAAGAAUACUUGGUCAGCAUCAUGUUUUCUCACUACGACAGAAACAAUGAUGGCAAUUUAGAGCGAGAGGAGCUCGUGCAGAUCGCCAAGGAAGAAAACAUGGAAGAGUUAUGUGCGGGAUGCAACUUGAGCCACAUGAUUAGCUACGAUGACACUGAUGGUGACGGUAGAUUGAACGUUAACGAGUUCUAUAUGGCUUUCAGCAAACUUUAUAGUGUAUCGGUGGUAUCGUUGGAUAAAUCCCUCGAAGUGAAUCACAUAUCCGCGCGAGUCGGGGACAACGUUGAGAUUAAGUGCGACGUCACUGGAACACCACCCCCGCCCUUGAUCUGGCGCCGUUAUGGUACAGACGUGGAAACCCUCAGCGAACCGGAGAUUCGUGUCUUCAAUGACGGCAGUCUCUAUCUAACGAAUGUGCAGUUGGAACAUGCUGGCAAUUACACGUGCCACGCUCUCAGGAAUCAAGAUGUGGUGCAGACUCACGUGCUUACCAUAUACACUGUACCUGAAGUCAGGGUAACACCACAGUUUCAAUCUAAACGGCCGAAGGGGAUGGCGAAGAUGAGAUGCCACGUGGUAGGUGAGCCUCUCCCACAUGUACGAUGGCUGAAGAACGACAAACCCCUGAGCGAGGAUCAGCCAGACAAGUACGAGGUAAUCGGGAAUGGUACCAAGUUGUUAAUCAGGAAGGUCGAUUAUGCCGACACCGGGGCCUACAUGUGCGAAGCGACCAGCAUGGGGGGACUAACGAGAGACAUUAGUAGUUUGGUGAUUCAAGACCAACCUACACCAAUUGCAACGGAUGAAGAACGCAGAUUCUUGUCUUUUCACGAAUGGGGAAUUUUAGUAUACGAACCGUCUACGUGUCAUGCGUUACACGAAAUUCAUUCCACAGACAUCAUACCUGGUACCCAGGAAUACGUCUGUGGGCCUAGAAAUGUUCCAUGUUCUUGGGGACGUGCCAUAAAUGUCGCUGACAGAUAUGUGUACGUUAGUCAACCAGACAAGAAUCGCGUGCUUGUAAUUAGCGAAGUGCAGAUGAUGAUAAUCGAUGUAGUGGCUACAGACAAAAACCCCGUGGAUCUGUGGUACGUACAAAACCUUGAUCACGUCUGGGUAUUAAAUUGGAGGAGCGAAAUGGAUGUUGGCAUCAAGACCGUGCAGGUAAUCAAAGAAGCUGCUCAACGGAAAAAACACCAUACCAUGCGACUAGAGCCUAUCGAUGCGCAAUUCGAUCUCGUGAAAGGCCUGUAUAUUCCGCAGCAACGGGAUACAAAACACACGUUUAAGUACGGUUACGUGACCCAUGCGAAUCAGCAUGGAAUGUAUAAGCUCGAUCUAGCUAACAUGAGAUACACUCGUACCGUGAACCUAGCCAACUACAAUUGUGUGCCAACAAGCAUGGAAUUCUCCGAUCUUUAUGGUUUUGUGAUACUGGAAUGCGAAGAACUGAACACUGGUCGACCGACUGGUCAAGUACUAUUGGACUAUCUUACUGAUAGCGUUCUAGCUCAUAAACCGAGCAUCCUGGGAAAACCGGCAAUUUCGCCUGAUUCCAGAUAUCUAGUUACUCUUGACAAACAAAACACCGGUGUCACUCUCGUGGUGCAGGAAAUAUUAUCAAAUGGAUUAAAAUUCGCUUUUGAUGUGAAAACGACUUUAAAUAUCAGCGACAUUACUUUCUAUCCAUCACAAACCACACAUAGUUAUGACAUAUAUGCUUCAUCGAUAGACAAAGAAGAUAUCCUAUUUCUAGAUUUAACUACCGGGAAAGUGGAAAUGAUAACAGGUGUGGGAAAGGCAACACCACCACAUCUCACCAAAUGGGGUAAUCCGAAUAGACCGAUAAUACAAAGUGGUAUAUUUGGUCGAUAUAUGGUAAGCCCUUCUAACCAGGCGCUCUUUGUUCUCAACGGGGAGACUCGUACGGUGAAUUGUGAGAUUGGUGGCCUUAUACAUCCCGGCGCGAUUGUUUGGUUCACUGUUUCGCUGCGUUAAUGAAUGUAGCUUCGUGACGACGACAAUACGAGACGUACGUAUAUAAAUUGAACAUAGGAAUCCGAGCGAGUACCAAAGCCAGUAUACCGAGAAAACUUAGAUGGAAUUAAAGAUAACAUAGAAAAAUAAAUUAUGCGAUAAAUGUCUUCAUCUUCUCUAGAGAGUUAUUUUUAAAUAUCGAACUUUUACAUAUUUUUGCAUUAUGAAAUUAAAGCUUGCAUAUCGUUAUCGUGAAGAAAGUUUCACUAUUCGGAUGACAGAUUUUUAGAAUUGAGAUAGUUAAUAAAAACUAUAAAUUAUUAUCAAUACAUAUCAAAUGACUGCCAAAUAUUGUUUAUUUAAACACUAUCUCUUUGCUCGAUUAACAAUCGUAAUACCGGGAAUUUAAACUAAUAUAUUUUCAAUAAAAUCAGAUUUUAAUGCCAUAAAUAUUUAUAUAUAAAAAUGAUUUCCAUGCGAUGAUUAAAAAAACAAUAAUUGAUGUAAAAUAUCUAAUCAUUGAAAAAUGGAAAAUCACAAAUUAUGCCUAUUUCAUCUCUUCCUUGGACAUGAUAAAUUUAUUUUGAAAAUACUUAUCUAGAAAAGAUGAAGAAAUUAUGUAACGUUGAGUGUAUGAGAAUAACGAGCGAUGAAAAACGACGAAAAGAUGGCUAUAAUAGAAAAAUAAAUAUGAUUGAAAUAAAUAAGCUACUUAAAUUGUAGCAUUAAGUGCGCAUGUUGAAUAGGGCAGAUGCACCAGUGAGAGUAAUCGCUUAAGAACGGACGAAUACUCUUAUAAAUAAUUUCAAGUUUUUUUUUCUACAAGUACAAAUUAUUUCGUCAUA